AUGUUUGCCAAAGCUUAUAUGAAAGCAUUAGAAGAUAUGAGUGAUAAUGAACAAGAUCUACACAUAGUUUCAUCCCUUGUAAAUACACUUGUUAAUAAAACGGUUGUUCAAAUUGAUCCACAAGAUGAUGAUGAUGAUAAAAUCGACUUAGCAGAACGCAUUCGAAAAGGUUCGUUGACAACAUCAACCAUUAAUUUAGAAAAUGAUGCACAGCAAAUAAAACAAAAUUACGAAGCAGUACAGCUAAUGCAAAUGUUUCUAUUUAAAAUAUUGUUUUUUUUUUGUUCUUUGUAUCAAUUCCUGUUUAUAAUAACUAUAAUGCCAGAUUAA
This is a messenger RNA of Rotaria sp. Silwood2, 330 nucleotides long. The record is from the annotation of a GenBank genome assembly. Lineage: Eukaryota; Metazoa; Rotifera; Eurotatoria; Philodinida; Philodinidae.